This is a messenger RNA of Protopterus annectens (West African lungfish), 633 nucleotides long. Its product is annotated as spectrin beta chain, non-erythrocytic 1-like. Gene Ontology annotation, cellular component: cell projection; cortical actin cytoskeleton; plasma membrane. The transcript has 4 exons. Gene Ontology annotation, biological process: actin cytoskeleton organization. The record is from RefSeq and is a predicted model, not a curated record. Gene Ontology annotation, molecular function: actin filament binding. Lineage: Eukaryota; Metazoa; Chordata; Ceratodontiformes; Protopteridae. Bases 1 to 633 code for a protein of 210 amino acids.
AUGCUAUGCAGAUUUCAAGAGAAGGGAAAUUUGGAAGUAUUGCUGUUCACAGUUCAAAGCAAGCUGAGAGCAAAUAACCAGAAACCUUAUGUUCCCAGUGAAGGCAAGACCAUCUCUGACAUCAACAAGGCCUGGGAGAGGCUUGAGAAAGCAGAACACGAUCGGGAGGUGGCCUUACGUAAUGAGUUGAUUCGACAGGAGAAACUGGAAUUGCUUGCACAGCGGUUUGACCAUAAAUCUGUCAUGAGAGAGACUUGGCUGAAUGAGAAUCAGAGACUAGUAUCACAGGACAAUUUUGGCUAUGAUCUACCUGCUGUGGAAGCUGCCAUGAAGAAACAUGAAGCCAUUGAAGCUGAUGUUUCAUCUUACCAGGAACGGAUCCAGGUCAUUUUGGAUCUAGCUGUUGAGAUGGAGACAGAGAACUAUUAUGACAUAAAACGAAUCAAUGCUAAAAAGAACAACAUCUUAAGGCAGUGGAACAUGCUGAAGGAAUUACUAAGUGCCCGUCGGGGAAGACUUGAACUGAAUCUGUCCCUCCAAAAGAUCUUCCAGGAAAUGGUCUACAUGAUUGACUGGAUGGAAGACAUGCAGGUACAUCUAAAGUUAUCUAAGACUAUCACUCUGUCAAGGUAA